Molecule: messenger RNA, 4221 nt
Organism: Austrofundulus limnaeus
Lineage: Eukaryota; Metazoa; Chordata; Actinopteri; Cyprinodontiformes; Rivulidae
Gene: mylkb
Product: myosin light chain kinase b
Biological process (GO): protein phosphorylation
Molecular function (GO): ATP binding; protein kinase activity; protein binding
Source: RefSeq, a predicted model, not a curated record
AGCUGCUGCUGCAGGAGGAAGACGAGGAGGAGGAGGAGGAGGAGGAUCAGCUGGAGCUGCUGACCUGAGAGGAAGAGGCAGCAGUGGCAGUCAGCAGUGGCAGGAGGCCAGAGAGAAGCAGAACCUGCAGCUCUUGGACCAGGAGGACAGGAAGAGGAAGGAGGAGGAGGAGGAGGAACCCUCAGUGGAGACCAGGGAGCAGCAGGAAGAGGAGCUGGGACAGAGGGAGGUGCAGCAGCUGGACUUUGGCUYGCUGCUGGGACACCAGGACCUUCAGACCUCCAGCACCAUCUCAGACCAAGGCCACCUCAUGGAUUUUAAGUCCAACCUCAGGAGCGUGAAAGCCAAGACAGAGGAGAAGGCGAACUCGCAGCAGGUGGACUUCCGCAGCGUGCUGGGGAAGAAGGGCACCACCAACACCAAUGGCAGCAAACCAACCGAYACGCCCACCAAGAACGCCGCGGACUUCCGCUCCGUCUUAGCCAACAAGAAGAACCCACUGGGCCCUGAGAAGAACGGAGAGAAGGUCAACAACUGUGUGGAUGGAGAGGUCCAUGAGAAGAAGACUGGAGGAGGAGGAGGAGCACCGGAGUUCGUGGAGAAGCUGAAUGAUCUGAGGGUUCUGGACGGUCAGCGCCUCCAGCUGCAGUGUCGCCUCGCCGCCACCGAGGCUGCUGUCACCUGGACGCUGGACGGGAAGGUCAUCAAACCCUCCAAGUUCAUCAUCCUCUCCAACGAAGGUGAAGCCAGGAUAAAAAAGCCGACUCCAAAGACUCCGCCCAAACAAGCUCUGCCUCCUCAGAUCCUGCAGUUCCCUGAGGACAUGAAGAUCCUGGCAGGAGAGAAGGUGGAGAUCGUCUGCAGGUUCUCUGGAGCUCCGCCCAUCAGCUGCACCUGGUUGAAGUUCAGGAAGCCAAUCCAGGAGGGCUCAGCUGAUAUCUCCAUCGUCAGCAGCGACAGCAGCAGUAAACUGACCAUCAGCAGCGGGCAGCAGGAACACUGCGGCUGCUACACCAUCGAGCUGAGGAACAUCUACGGCCUCCGACAGGCCGCCCUCAACCUCACCAUCGUGGAUAAACCCGACCCCCCAGCCAAGGUUCCUGCAGCCUCAGACAUCCGGCGGGCCAGUCUGACGCUGUCGUGGUAUGGGCCUACCUACGACGGAGGCAGCGCCGUGCAGUCCUACCUCCUGGAGAUCUGGGAGUCUGUAGAGCAACAGUGGAAACACCUGGUGUCCUGCAACAGCACCUCCUACAACGUCCAGAACCUUCUUCCAGAACGUCAGUACAAGUUUCGUGUUCGGGCACAAAACAUCUAUGGUAUAGGAGAGCCGAGUGCUGAGUCCGAGCCUGUAACUAUCGGACUGGUGGAUAACGAAAACCAGGAUGAUGGUGAGGCAGAGGAGGAGGAUGAAGACUCAGACAAGGAGCCGGAGUACCGAGACGUGACCGUCAGAAGUGAUGUGAAGGUGAAGGAGCUGUACGAUGUGGAGGACCGGCUCGGAACGGGGAAGUUCGGUCAGGUCUUCAAGCUGGUGGAGAAGGCCACCAAGAAGGUUUGGGCAGGAAAGUUCAUCAAGGCGUACUCAGCCAAGGAGAAGGAGAACGUCCGGCAGGAGAUCAGCAUCAUGAACAGCCUCCAUCAUCCCAAACUGGUCCAGUGUGUGGACGCCUUCGAGGGCAAGUCAGACAUCGUCAUGGUCCUGGAGAUGAUCUCAGGUGGGGAGCUGUUUGAGAGGAUUAUCGAUGAGGACUUUGAGCUCAAUGAGCGGGAGGUGAUUAAAUACAUGCUGCAGAUCAUCGACGGGGUCAACUUCAUCCACAAACAGGGCAUCGUUCACCUGGACCUGAAACCUGAGAACAUCAUGUGUGUCAACAAAACCGGAUCCAAAAUUAAACUCAUCGACUUCGGCCUCGCCAGAAGACUAGAAAACGCAGGAACUCUGAAGGUUUUGUUCGGGACUCCAGAGUUCGUUGCUCCAGAAGUGAUCAACUACGAAGCCAUCAGUUAUCCCACCGACAUGUGGAGUAUAGGAGUCAUCUGCUACAUACUGCUGAGCGGUCUCUCCCCCUUUAUGGGCGACAACGACAACGAGACUCUGGCCAACGUCACCUCUGCCACCUGGGACUUUGAGGACGAAGCUUUUGAUGAAAUCUCUGAGAACGCCAAAGACUUUAUCACCAGUCUGCUGAAGAAGGACAUGAAGGCUCGGCUCACCUGCGCUCAGUGUUACGAACAUCCCUGGCUCAAACAGGACACCAACACCAUGAAGACCACCAAACUCUCCAAGGAGAGGAUGAAGAAGUACAUCCUGAGGAGGAAGUGGCAGAAAACGGGUCAUGCUGUUCGAGCCAUCGGCAGACUCUCUUCCAUGGCCAUGAUGGCUGGAGUCAGYGCCAAGAAGGGCUCCCCCACUGAAGAGGACAACCAGUUCCUGGAGUGUUUGGAGUUCGAGCAGAAGACCGAGUGCAAGCCCAGUUUUAGCUCCGUCAUCAAAGACGUGGAGGUGGUGGAGGGCAGCGCCGCCCGCUUCGACUGCAAGAUCGAAGGGUACCCGGACCCGGAGGUGGUUUGGUACAAAGACGAGCAGCCCAUCAAGGAGACCAGACACUUUCAGAUCGACUACGAUGAAGACGGGAACUGCAGCCUGAUCAUUUCUGAGGUUUCAGGUGAUGAUGAUGCCAAAUACACGGUGAAGGCCGUCAACAGUCUGGGAGAGGCCACGUGCACCGCCGAGCUGCUGGUGGAGGUGAUGGCCAGGGAGGAGGAGGAGGAGGAGGAGGAGGAGGAGUAGGAGUCCUGCUGCUCCUCCGCAUGUCACACUUUAACAAAGAAACCUUUAAAAAAACAGACUGUGAUUGGAGGAAGAGGUGGGCGGAGCUUCACACACCUUAAUAAAUAGAGACCACACUGAGCACUGCAGACCUUUGGUUUUACYGUGGUUCAGUUUUUGUCCUGUUAGUCUGAUUUUUAAAAAUGAUUCAGAAAUCCAACAGAAUGUAAACGAUCGCUCUUAAAACGACACGAAAAACACUGAAAACUAGAGAAGAAGAAACAGGUAGUCUUUCUUCUUCUAUGGUUUUAAAUAAAGCAGAACGUCCUCUGUGCCUUAAAGAGAGCUGAGUCCUGCUGCUCUGAUCCAACAAAACCAUCAGAUUCAUGUUGACCGUUGAGCCUUAAAGCAGACCUGAGUUAACAUGUGGGACACUUCAGUCUGGUUUGAGUUUAUCAGAACCCGAGCUUGGUUCAGACAGGUUUGAACCAGAACUCGUGACAGGAAACUGCUCCACAGAUGCAGAACCAGGCAGGAUCUCGUGCAGAUCRGGACAUUUUGAAAUGUGAAAUCUUGUUUGUAAUUCAUGGUGCAUGGUUCACCUGUCAGCAGUUCCAUGUGGGCCACAAACAGCUAAAGUUUCUGACAUUAGAGGUGCGUUUUCCACGGUUGAUUGGCAGAUUUCAUGCACUUUGUGUAUUUUAAAGUUUAUUCCUGGUGUUGUUGUGUUAUCAGAAGAGUUUCCAUCUGUCCACCUUAAAAAAAACACUUGUUUUAUUUUAUUCACUUCCUGCUGAGCUCCGUGUUUCUCACUGUCUGCUAAUGCUAGCAUCACAGCUACGUUGUCCUGUAGCUGAACAGAGCGUAGCCUAGCAUGCUAACGGCCUGAAAUCACUGUUUACUGAAACUUUGUGUUCAAUCUGAGGUCCGUCUCAGAUCUUUACAUGAAAUGAUUAAUGUUUAAUUAGCAGUUUGUUCUGUUUGUAAAUCAUUUAUUUUAGACACAAACUUCAGAUUUAAAUGUGAUUGUUUUCAAGUUUUAUCACAUUCCAGCUGUUUGUUUUUACUGAAAGCUUAAAAACUGAUUCAGUUUGAAAUCAGACACCAAAGAACUUUUAUUUUUAUGAAUAUUAAACUCACAGGUGUGUGUUUGUUGUGUUUGGUACUUGUUGGUUUGCAGAUUGUAUAUUGUUAGAUUUAUUUAAUGCACAGAUUCAUAAUUAUUAUUAAUAUUGGAGCAUCCUGAAGGUCACGACCCCUCUCCACACACACACACACACACACACACACACACACACACACACACACACACACACACACACACGUUAAAGUCUGUUUUUAUUAGAUUUGUGUAGAUGUAUUUCUGAGUUGUAUGAAUAUACAUGAGUUUGAUGAACUGUAGGUAACGACGUGCACAGAUGCCAAAUAAAUUUUUAUCACAAAACAAA